CAGUACGCUGUCAGUAGGUGGCGCUGGUGAAUGAGGAAGUAACAGUAGCGGUGGGAGGAGUGAAGCGCGGUUCUGAGGGAGUAAACACUGUUAGCUUCGUUAGCAUAGUUACAAGUUUAAUAUCGAUGCGCUUUCUUAUGUACAUUUAUAAUAUUUAACCUUUAAAAAUAAAUAAACAAUUAGAAGUUUAAACUCUCUUAUGGUGAUUUUUUAUAAAGUCUGUUAGAGUUACAGUUUGAGAGCAGAGCAGCUAAUACACACAGAGAUGGACGGUGAGGAGGAUUUUGUAUCGGAACCGUCGGAUCUCUCCCGGUCUCACAGAGGAAGUGUUUCAUCAUCAGUUACUCGUGUUCAGGAAGUGCUGGUGUACCUGGUGAGUGACGGUGUUGUACAGGUGUGUGUGGAGAACGUGGCGAGUGUGUGUGUACAGGAGCUGGGACGCACAGUGAGAGACGCCCUGAGUGUUCCCGAUUCAUCUCAUGAUGUUUUCUCCUUCUGGCUCUGCUCUCCACUGCUGGAGCUGCAGCUGAAGCCGAAACAUCAGCCGUAUAAACUGUGCCGUCAGUGGCAGGACCUGCUGUACCGCUUCACUGAGGCUCCUACAGACGACAUCAGUCUAGAUGAACCGUGUCUGCAGUACAGGAGAAACGUCUUCUACCCCAAAGCUAAAGAACUCCAGAUUGAAGAUGAGAGUGUGCUGCGGCUCCUCUAUGAUGAAGCGAAGUUAAAUAUCAUUGAAGGCCGGUACCCAUGUGACCCUGAACACUGGACCCGAUUGGCUGCUCUAUCCUGCGCUAUAGAGAUUGGCACGGGUCUCGAUGAUCAGCAGCUGUUAGCACAGAUCAGAGUGAAGAAGUUAUCAUCGCUGGUACCAGCCCACGUCCUCUCAGGAUCGGGGGGGUUUCUGUCCUCACUGAGGAUGAGGGGGGGUCGCCGUGCUGAACUGGAGCAGAACCUGCUGAAGGAAUAUCACACACUCCAUACACACUCCCACAGCCCCACCCUCCUCCACCUGUACCUCAGUACCUGUCACACACUGCCUUACUACGGCUGUGCGUUUUUUGGAGGUGAGGUAGAUAAACCAGUACAGGGGCUCCUGCAGCGUGGGGGGCGUAAAGCCGUCAGUGUUGGGAUCAGUCUGGAGGGAGUUUAUGUCAUGGACAUGAAGGAGAAGCACGUGCUGCUGGGGCUGCGUUUCUCAGAGUUAUCGUGGGAUCACACGUACCCCGACAGUGAGGGAGACUCUCACAUCCUGUGGCUGGAGUUCGAUGGAGAAGAAAAUGGAACUGCUGUUAAUAAACUACUCAAGAUUUACUCUAAACAGGCGGAGCUGAUGAGCGGACUGAUUGAAUUCUGUGUAGAGUUGCGUGCAGUGAGUGAGGCGGCUGCGUCCCAAUCCGCCGUGUCCCAGUGUGAGGGUGAGGAUGGAGGGAGGGAGCGGCGGGGGGGGAAGGUGCGGCGGCAGAACAGCGUCGUGAGCAGCAGAGUGCACACACUCGACACCAUCAGCUACGUGGACGACGGUAAAGAAAUCAAACGUCUGAAACCGAAGAGAGCGGCGUCGUUCUUCACCCGCCAGCCCUCCACCUACUCUACUGUACAGGCUAACGAUAAUCUGGAACAGAGCUGAUCCACUCACUACUGCCCCCUACAGAGCAGGACCAAACCCACACACACACACACACACACACACACACACACACACACACACACACACACACACACUGAUGAUGAUGGACCAAGCUCACACCGUGUCUGAACGUCUGUAUUAUGUGAAUGUUACAGAGUUAAUGUUACUGAAAUAUUUCUGCACAUCAGAAGGAAGAGAAGAUUAAACACACUAUGCAACACCUACAGCAUCAGACCAAACCUGAGGAUUCAGUACUGUAACUACUGCAGCUCUAACCACGUCUACAGUGCCUCUCACCCUGUCUGAUCUCUGUCUGAUCUCUGUACAUCAGUGUUUUCUUCAGUCAGACAGGAAGUGUCAGUUUAUCACUGCUCUACUGAGCACUUUAUACACACACACACACACACAUCUGACACUGUCUGAUAGAAUCUGAUACUGUCUGAUAGAGCCGGACCGAUACUGCUAUUGAGGAGCAUAAAAAUCGAUCAUAAAUCAAUUACUGAUCAUAUCUUUGUCUAAACUUUGUCUAAACUCGGCUCUUUUAGAGCUUCAGUCCUGAUUGAUUCUGAUUAAACUGUUAAUGUUUUACUAACGACACAAACACACACACACACAAAUCCAAACCACAACACGGUGAUUCAAGGUGACGAUCACCAAGAAAAACUCAUGAAAAUUCUCCUGUUAUUAAAUUAGUGCCAAAUUAAUGAUGCUGCUGUAAAGAAUCAUGUAAUUGUAUAAUUUUUUUAAUUCUGUUACAAUGAAUUCAUUACAGAUUAUUAAUCAGGAUUUUACACACUGAAAAUCUAAUUAAAAUCAAAACAGUUUUUCAUUUAUUCAGAUUGAAAUGACUGCAGCUAAAUGCUUUAUCUAACUUAAUAUUGUAACUUGAUUUUUUUAUUUUAUUUUUACUGAUUACUGUUUACAACCAGCCACUAAAGCCUCGAUAAUCCACUUUAAUAAUCCAGCUGCUUCACUCCUUAAUUAAAUCAAUAAACAAUAAUCUGAUUUAUAUUUCAGUGAUCAAUAAUGAAUAAAAAACUAGCAGUGCUACUUAAUACCUACUUGUGUAAAAGUUUGUACCCCCCUGGUUAUAUUCCAUGCUCUGUUCAGACCUGCACCACCGAGAUCAGAGUAACUCUCCUGAAUUCUGAAGUGAAUAAAGUUUCAGUCCGACCGCUUUUAACUUUAAUGUAUCUGCUUUCACUUCUGCUGGCUUCAUCAUGAUUUAUAACUUUUGUUAAAUUCUAAAUCUCUGUAAAGAUGAAUAAAUCUCUAAUGACCAAAACUUUCUUAGUUCUAUUAGAUAAGUGUUUUUCUGUUCAGCAGUUUGUUUUUAUAUUUGUUUAAAAGUGAAAGUUUUGCUGCAGUUUUAUCACUAAAUCUUUAAUAAAUCAGUUCUUUUUAUUUUCAUGUUGAUCUGAAAUUUGUGUGAUUUGGAAUAAAAUGCACUAAUAUUAAG
Trichomycterus rosablanca is the source of this 3089-nucleotide messenger RNA. It is a transcript of the gene frmd8, whose product is annotated as FERM domain containing 8. Lineage: Eukaryota; Metazoa; Chordata; Actinopteri; Siluriformes; Trichomycteridae. Bases 266 to 1630 code for a protein of 454 amino acids. The record is from RefSeq and is a predicted model, not a curated record. The transcript is spliced from 11 exons. Gene Ontology annotation, cellular component: plasma membrane; cytoskeleton. Gene Ontology annotation, biological process: negative regulation of canonical Wnt signaling pathway.